Messenger RNA from Marmota flaviventris (yellow-bellied marmot), 1516 nucleotides. RefSeq names its product clathrin binding box of aftiphilin containing 1 (gene Clba1). Gene Ontology annotation, biological process: intracellular transport. Gene Ontology annotation, cellular component: AP-1 adaptor complex; trans-Golgi network membrane. NCBI's taxonomy places the organism in Eukaryota, Metazoa, Chordata, Mammalia, Rodentia, Sciuridae. The record is from RefSeq and is a predicted model, not a curated record. Gene Ontology annotation, molecular function: clathrin binding.
AUGCAAGACCGGCAGAAGUGGUGGGGAGAGUCCGUGAGUGACUUCACAGGGGAACGGGCGGAGGUUUCCCGCUGCUACACAGCUGAAGGACAGAGUGGUGACAAUUUGGAACGGAUAAGGAUCUACAGUGAGGGUCCUCUGUCUGUGCCAGGUGGGAAAGCCAGCAGCUCCCCAACGGGAGAGGGCCUUCCAACUUGCACCACUAGUUGUUCCGAUGCUGGGGAGCUCAGCAGCACGUGGGGGGAGUUUGAAGGCUUUAGAGAAUCUUCAGCCAAGUCUGGACUCCCUCAGUCCCUUGAACUCCUGGAGAGACCCACCGAUCCUCAGCCACUAGAAACUCCUGCCUUAAAGGAAGGUGGUUCUCACCUGCCACACCAGGGUGGAUCCGGGGCAACAGGAAUCACUUCCCACCCAUCUUCAGAGCCUGUUCUCAGGUACGAGAACAUAUUUAGGUUUGCUUUUCAAGAAGUCACAGUUGAGCAGGCAACUGAAGAUGUUUCCACCUUAGACCAUUUCUUGGACAUAAGCAGUGAAGAAGACCCUGGCCUUGCAUCUGCACAUAGACUGUGUUCUGAAUCUAGAAAAGUCUGGCGAGCCCUUCAGAACACCAGCACCAUGUCUGUUUCACGAUGCCUCUGGAGCCAGUCUCACUGCCAGGAGAAGCUCUUCCUGGUUCUUGGCAUAGAAGCUGCUCAGAAGAGUCCUUCCAGAGACCAGGGUCACAUUUCAGAAGGUCCUGACCUCAAAGGUCCUGAAGAGCUGCUGGCACUCAGCACCUUCGACCUGCCCCACUGCAAAGCCCUGAUCCAGACGAAGCUCUCAGGGACACCUGGCAGCAGACAGGGGAGCCUGAUUACCUACAGCCUCUUUCUGAAGACACCCCUGCAUGGAAACGGGCGGCACAUCACAAGUCCACAGGAAAAGAAGGUUUUCCCUCCACGUCACCUAAAGCUGGCGCUUCUUAACAGGGAUGUGUGCUAGAAACAGGAGUCUGUCAUGUAGGCAUUUCACAUCGUCUCACUGGCUGGGCUUGGUUCUGUUUUGUAGAGCCGUUUCCCAAACCCACAUCAGUUUCCUAGGAUCUUUCAAAACCCCUGCCUCAGAUCUGAUCAGGAAGGGGUGUCUUGGGCAGAGCCAGUCCCCAAGCAGAGGGGAGGGGUUUCUGGAUGCACUGCAGCCUGCCCAGCAGAUGCCACCUGCUCCUGGUGGAGGAUGUCAGGGAUGAUCCCAGACCUGGCCCAAAGUGGGGAAUGUACUGAAAUACCACCAAGGAGACAGCUGCACUUUGAGAAACAGCAUUGGCACCUGGUCCCAGGAGGUCCUGGGCUUCUGUGUUGUUCCUGGAAGUGCCAUGAGCACUCCCCACCGCAUUCACACUGGUGGCCUUGGGGACAGGCCUUUCUGAUGGCUGGGAGGCCACACUGGGCCAGCCCUGGAGGCCCAGGUGGGUAGGCAAGUGUAUUUCACUGGUCAUCUCCUGCAUCAACGGUUUUCUUCCAGGAAAGGGCCAAGCGGG